This is a messenger RNA of Neogale vison (American mink), 1028 nucleotides long. It is a transcript of the gene C1QB, whose product is annotated as complement C1q B chain. Lineage: Eukaryota; Metazoa; Chordata; Mammalia; Carnivora; Mustelidae. The transcript has 3 exons. Gene Ontology annotation, molecular function: protein binding. The record is from RefSeq and is a predicted model, not a curated record. Bases 125 to 874 code for a protein of 249 amino acids.
UGGGGACUGGAACUUCCGCUUCAGCCCGAGAGCAGCAGGCGCCUAGGUCCUGGUCCCACUGCUGCCCAACCCAGCGGCAUCACCGGACUCCAGGUUCCCAGGCGGUAGCUGAGACGGGGCGGUGAUGACGGCCCCGAGGGGCUGCGUUCUGGUGCUGCUGCUGCUCCUGAGUCUGUCGGGUGCCUCCAGGGCCCAGAGCAGCUGUACUGGACACGCGGCCAUCCCCGGCAUCCCGGGCAUCCCCGGUGCACCAGGCUCUAACGGCAAACCUGGGACCCCAGGGACAAAGGGAGAGAAAGGGCUGCCAGGGCUGGCUGGAGACCAUGGCGAGUUUGGGGAGAAGGGAGACCCAGGGAUGCCUGGGAAACCAGGCAAAGUAGGCCCCAAGGGCCCCAUUGGCCCCAAAGGUUCCCCAGGCCCCCCCGGACCCCGUGGCCCCAAGGGCGAGUCAGGGGACUAUAAGGCCACACAGAAAAUCGCCUUCUCUGCCACGAGGACCAUCAACAGCGUCCUGCGGCGGGAGCAGCCCAUCCGCUUCGACCACGUGAUCACCAACGAGAACCGCAACUACGAACCCCGAAGCGGCAAGUUCACCUGCAAUGUGCCCGGCAUAUACUACUUCGCCUACCACGCCAGCUCACGAGGGAACCUGUGCGUGAACCUCAUGCGGGGCCGGGAGCGCAUGGAGAAGGUGGUCACCUUCUGCGACUAUGCCCAGAACACCUUCCAGGUCACCACGGGCGGUGUGGUCCUCAAGCUGAGCGAGGGGGAGAACGUGUUUCUGCAGGCCACAGACAAGAACGCCCUGCUGGGCUUGGAAGGUGCCAAUAGCAUCUUCUCUGGGUUCUUGCUCUUCCCAGACACAGAGGUGUGAGCUGUGGGGCUGGUUGGCUCCCUCCCCAUCCCUUCCCCAUGCCAGCAAGGCUCACUUGGACCCCCACCCCCACCCCCACCAGACCAAAAUGCACAGUAGGGCUCCGUGGAUGUUGCUGAAGGAAUGAGCAAAUAAACUUUCCAAGGCCAAAGGA